GAAAGAGUUAAUCAGACAAGUGGAUGCGUGUUGCUCUUCCCUGUUUGCCAGUCUCGUUCCAGAGGUGUGACAGCGCUUUACUGUGGAUAACUGGGAUGAAUGCUAAAAUGUGAGAGAAGAUGUUAUAAUAUCAUUGUGCUGGCGUGAUGCAAGGACCCUGUAUGUGUUUUGCAUGAACGGGAGGAUGUGAUCUGCAAGAUGUGACUGAGGAGAGCCGCAGAUGAAUAUUAAUUGGCAUCGCAGGGGCUCUGCAGUAAUUUGAGUAGUCGCACAGUGGCUCCCUCCACAGGCUACUGGAUACUGCCAUAUCGUGGCCCUCGACACCGAAUGACAUGCCUCACGUGACUCAAACUAUAAGGAGCUGAGGGUUAAUUGGGAGCUAAAUUCACAAGACUUCCUGAAAUACAUUCUAUGGAGGUCAAAGGUCACCUGAUCACUACCAUGGGCUUAGGGGCUCCAGAUGUCCAGGGCUGUCAGGACAGCAAGCUGCAAGCAGAGCGAAUCUCAGAGCUGCAGGAGCGAAAACAGAGUCUGCAGAGCCUUUUGAUCAGUCGUCUCGGAGAGCUGCGGCAAGUGUGUCUUCUGGAGGCGGAGCUCACAGGGAAGCUUCCACGGGAUUUUCCUUUAGAAGAAGGGGAAAGACCUCCCUUUGUUCAGCGCCGAGCUGGCCUGGCCCCUCAUGUUACCUCAAAAGGAGAGGAUGACCCAGGUCAGCGAAGGCAGAUGAAGGCUCUCUUCAGUGGUGCCCUGCGCCGGAGCAUCGAUUAUGAUAAAAAUGCAUUGCACAGUAAGAGGACUGUUCAUCGGGGAUGUCACACGGAGGAAACUGUGAAGUCAGAGAGCAGUUCAAUGUCAGACUCAACAUCACAUGACAAUGAGGAUUCGUCUCCCAGUGUGGCACCUGAGCAUCGCUCCUUGUCUCACCCCCGGCUGGCCCCAGGCAGUCCCGACAGUAGGCUCUGUAGGAAGCUGUCACCUGUGGAGAUUUACUACGAGAUGAGGACUCGCCGCAACUCAGCCUCAAGCUCUGUGAGCCCGAGUCACUCUAUCCCAAGAAGUGCAUCCAAUGUGGAGGGCAGAAGUGUUCCAGCCACACCACUGUUGUCCCGCACUGCACCAAUCAGUGUCCAUGUGAGGCCAGAGAUGCCUGGUGGUAUUGCACUAAAGCAGUGGUGUGGAAGUCCAGAUCUUCCUCAGUUUGUCCCACUGGCAUCUUUGGAGGGCUCCUCAUCUGAGCGCCGCAGCUGCCCCUACAGCUCCCGCGCUCGCCGUAGCAACAGCUCUGAGGCGCUACUUGACCGCUCGAGUCUCCCUGAGCCCGGUCCUCCCCGCAAUGGUAUGCCACCCCGAGCUGGACCAUACAAGAGCUCUGAGUCCCUCACGGAUGGGAAGCUCCGUCAGAUAUAUCAAGGCAGCCCAGAGAGACAGAUGAUGGGGUUUAAAGACCAGGGUCGAAUGCGCUCCUCUCUUGGUGGCCAAAGCAGUGGCACUGGUUACAAUGAGAUUUUGAUAGACUACAUUUGGGGCAAACAGCAAAAGAAGCCGCUCCAGGCUCCGCAGAAUCAGUCAACAGGACGAAUCUGGCCAGACUUCUCCACUCCUCCAUCAGGCACCCCUCCACACUAUAACGGUUUCUCACAUUCGCAGUUACAUCUGGCUGCCGCCCCACCUUCCUAUAGCCCCAUGCUGCUGCGGGGUCAAGAGGCCGAACCCCGUCGGGUCAAAGUGACACGAACAAAAUCCUGCGGACCCUUCAUCCCACAGGAUGCUGUGUUGUUCUCGGCGUAUGAUCUGUCACAUCCCUCCUCUGGAUCCACAACCUCUUCUAUUCCCAACCUGCUCCCUCACCAUGCAGAGCUGUCCACUGCUGCAGCGUUCGGCCGCAGGCCACCUCAGUUCUCUCUGCCCACUCCUGAGGACUCCACCCGCAGUCUGCACAAGGCACUGGCACUGGAAGGACUCCGGGACUGGUAUCUGAGGAAUGCCUUAGGCUAUUCCACUAUGGCCAAAGGUCACGAUGGACUUUCCAUGCGCCACUCACACACUCAUCACCACCUAGUGCACCAGCCUCAGUCCGUUCCAGCCGACCCACUGUACUCAGUGCACCGUCAGAUACCUCAGUCAGCUUCAUUUCAUGGGCAUCCCUUGCAUGCCAGGUCCGUGGAGCUCUCUCUCUACCCAGAGCCUUUCCCCUCAGAGGGGAACACUCAGAAAGAAUCUGGCUCUGAGCCCCCUUCACCUGGAACACUGGUCUGACUGGCAGCCGACACACCCUAGGGCCUCCAAUGCAACUUGUUGCAAUAUCCAAUGCAAAAUGUCACCUUGUUAUAGGCAUGCACCGGUCUGAUACUGUGCGCAAAUACUAGUACUCCUCUAGUACUAGUUUGUAGCAUAAAUGCUGCAACACAAAGAAAAAAUGACAGCAGAACAAAAUAGCAUUUGGUUGGAGAUAUUGAACAUUAAAAAUAUAUAAUUAUAUAUAAUAUAAUUUUAACAAAGUACAGGGAAGAAGGAGGCGGGAACCGGCAAACAUUCAAUGUAAAGUUUUAAUCAUAAAAUAAACAAAUAAUAAAACAAAAGUAAAGCAUUAAUAAAACACCAACAUAAAGUCCAGGCCUGGUCCUCUCUCUUCUAGAACUGUCGUCACUCCUCCUUCAUCCUUCCGGAGCUCCUCCGUGGGACUGGAGACUUGUGUGGCGCACAGGUGAUGCUCAUUGGCACUCGUGCCACUGGCCUCGCUCCAUUCCCACGGCUAUCGGCCCUGCCCUGCUUGCCACAAUAUUAUAUAAAUUACGACAUUAUUUAAAAGUACAAGUAUUGUACUGCAUCUAACAGAGAUAUUGGUUCAUCCCUACAUUGUUCAGCAAAUAAGGAGGCAUCUUUAAACAACAGAGAACUGAAAUAGUAGAUCAGUGUGUUGGCUGUCAUAGAUCUAGCGCUGCGCUUGAUUGUAAACUGGUGUUUACAAGGUACAUUUUGUUUUGUUUUUCUCCAUACUCUGUGUGUGUAUUAAUGGGAUGUUAUUGUAAUGUAUCUACAUUUUGAAAACAAAUUAUAAAGUUAAUCAUCUCCACUUCAUCCUGAGAUAUAUUUAUAUAUUUUCAGAGAAUAAAAUAGAUUAUAAGAUGUAUGUAUUCUAAAUUACUAUUUUGUAACUAAUAUGUUUCAGGUUAACAGUCAUUUAAUUAUAUACAAGACUACUCUGAGUUUAAUGAACUCAUGCAUUUUAAUGUACUAUAACAGCAGUGAAUGUGUUGCAUACCUGUUUGUUUAUAUCUAUAUAUCUAAAUAUCUAUAUGUAGCUUUGAAGAGUAUGAUAAAAGCAUUUCAUAUAAAGGACCUUGAAGUGAGGAUGAGCUUUUUCUCUUGGAGGGCUUAUAUUCUCUGAAGUUCUAGACAUGCAAACAAGCUUAUGCCUGGUCUCUAAAAUGAACUUUAAAGCUCUAAUACAGGGAUUUAUUAUACUAUUUAGCCAGCAGUUAUCGAAUCCAUAAUUUCAAAGAACUUGAAAAGGAUUGGCCUAAAAUAAUGUGAUCUUGAGCUCUGAAAUGGUAUAGAGGCCUGUUCACGCACCAAGUGAAAAAAUUUCAAAAAACAUGCAUGAGAAGAUGAAAUGAUGCAUCCUUAUGAAAUCCUUUACAGAGUCAGAAAUAUAUUAAUGUGAUUAUUAACAUUUAUUUUAUUUAGUUGUUUUUUGUUGUUAAUUUUUGAAUGCCAAAUUAUUUAGUUUGCCAUUUUUCUCAAAACUGUUAUCGAAAAUUGUUUGCAUAUAUAUUACUUUCAUGAUUAGUCUAUUCCGACUUGGCAACCCCUUUAAUUGAUAUUCUGCAGUAUUCAAAAAUUAUAGCUGAGCAUUUACUGUAGUUUACAUGUUGAGAAGUGGCAUAAGCUGGUCUUAUGUUUGCACUCGUUGUAAGCAAAAUACCUUAUAAUUGUCUUAACCGGUCAGCUAACUUGUUUUUAAGUCCUUUUAGUUACAGUUCCUGAGUUGAUGGUUUAGUUUUUCUUUAAUUGUUCUUGCUGAAAUAGUUGUUCUGGCAAAGCAUAUCUUAUUUUUACCAAUUACACAGUUUCUGAUGAUUACCCUUGAAAUCAGCACAAUUUGGUGUCCACUAUUAAAUGCAAGACUAAUUUGUCCCCAUGUUACGCCUAUGUAUUAUUGCUAAAACUGCAGAAGAUAAGUCAUAUGAUGGUUUAAGCUUCAAAUGAUGAUGGUUUGUUUAAUACUUGGUUAAUUAGACUUGAAGAAUUCACAUGUAGUUGCUACUCUUCAUGUUGCAGGUUUGUGAGGUGCCUCCAGCUGGUAUCUGAAACUCAUGACCAAACAGCUGUGCAUUGCUAGUCUCUCUUAGUGUAUUUUGGUGACAUAAAUGUCUGUACUGUAAUUAAUUAUAAAUAACGAAAAAUACCUAUAUGUAGCAACUUGAAUAAACAAUAUAUAUUGUAUAUUUAUGAACUGAUCAGAUUUUGUAUAAAUAUUUAUUUGCAUAGUACAUGCCUCUAGUUUGUUUACAUCAACGAAAGCGACUCUUGUUGGCAUCUUUAUGAAUGACAUCCUGUUUUGGCUUUAAAUCAUUGUAGCUUUUAGAAUCAUAAAUGUAUUGCUUGAUUUUUUUUUUUAUAUACUUUUUACAUUGUUUCUUUUUUCUUUUUACAUUUCAUAUCAAGAUGGUCUGUUAGGGAAAAAAUUCAUAAUAAAGAUCAUGAUAUAAAGUCUCA
Ctenopharyngodon idella (grass carp) is the source of this 4719-nucleotide messenger RNA. It is a transcript of the gene ccdc120b, whose product is annotated as coiled-coil domain containing 120b. NCBI's taxonomy places the organism in Eukaryota, Metazoa, Chordata, Actinopteri, Cypriniformes, Xenocyprididae. The transcript has 11 exons. The record is from RefSeq and is a predicted model, not a curated record. The coding region runs from base 412 to 2256 and encodes 614 amino acids.